Molecule: messenger RNA, 4504 nt
Organism: Mus pahari (shrew mouse)
Lineage: Eukaryota; Metazoa; Chordata; Mammalia; Rodentia; Muridae
Gene: Capn5
Product: calpain 5
Exons: 13
Coding region: 263-2185 (640 amino acids)
Biological process (GO): proteolysis
Cellular component (GO): cytoplasm
Molecular function (GO): calcium-dependent cysteine-type endopeptidase activity
Source: RefSeq, a predicted model, not a curated record
GCCCCACCCCGAGAGGCCACGCCUCUGGCCUCCAAUGGGAGGAGGCUGAGAGGCGGGGCGGGACAGACCGAAGCCCCGGGGUCCAAGUUCCAACCCCCGCCUGCGGGCUGCCAGGGCAUCACCUCCCCGGCAGAGCCCCAAGCUGUGGCGCGGGCUGGUCUAGCCUCUGCUCCAGUGCCCGCACUGUGCCCUGCAUCCCGGGAGUCCAGCUCCAGCUGCGGCGACGCGGCAGGUGCCUCCCCUUCUUGGGGACGUGGUCACCAUGUUCUCCUGCGCGAAGGCCUACGAGGACCAGAACUACUCGGCGCUGAAGCGGGCCUGCCUGCGCAAGAAGGUGCUGUUCGAGGACCCCCUCUUCCCUGCCACGGACGACUCCCUCUACUAUAAGGGCACCCCAGGGCCCACAGUCAGGUGGAAGCGGCCUAAGGAUAUCUGCGACGAUCCCCGGCUCUUCGUAGACGGCAUCAGCUCCCACGACCUGCACCAGGGCCAGGUGGGCAACUGCUGGUUUGUGGCUGCCUGCUCGUCACUGGCCUCCCGAGAGUCACUCUGGCAGAAGGUCAUCCCAGACUGGAAGGAGCAGGAAUGGAACCCCGAGAAACCUGACAGCUAUGCCGGCAUCUUCCAUUUCAACUUCUGGCGCUUUGGGGAGUGGGUGGACGUGAUCGUCGAUGACCGGCUGCCCACAGUCAACAACCAGCUCAUUUACUGCCACUCCAACUCCAAAAAUGAGUUCUGGUGUGCCCUGGUGGAGAAGGCCUAUGCCAAGCUGGCAGGCUGUUACCAGGCCCUGGACGGAGGCAACACGGCCGAUGCACUGGUGGAUUUCACAGGUGGUGUUUCUGAACCCAUUGACCUGACCGAGGGGGACUUGGCCACUGACGAGACUAAGAGAAAUCAGCUCUUUGAGCGCGUGCUGAAGGUGCACAGCAGAGGCGGGCUCAUCAGUGCCUCCAUCAAGGCUGUGACAGCAGCUGACAUGGAGGCCCGCCUGGCAUGUGGCCUGGUAAAGGGCCAUGCAUAUGCUGUCACUGAUGUGCGCAAGGUGCGCCUAGGCCACGGCCUGCUGGCCUUCUUCAAGUCAGAGAAGCUAGACAUGAUCCGCCUGAGGAACCCCUGGGGCGAGCGGGAGUGGACCGGGCCCUGGAGUGACACGUCAGAGGAAUGGCAGAAAGUGAGCAAGAGUGAGAGGGAGAAGAUGGGCGUGACCGUGCAGGAUGACGGUGAAUUCUGGAUGACCUUUGAGGACAUGUGCCGGUACUUUACCGACAUCAUUAAGUGCCGCCUGAUUAACACGUCCUACCUGAGCAUCCAUAAGACAUGGGAGGAGGCCCGGCUGCACGGUGCCUGGACGAGACAUGAAGACCCACAGCAGAACCGCAGCGGAGGCUGCAUCAACCACAAGGACACGUUCUUCCAGAACCCACAGUACGUAUUUGAAGUCAAGAAGCCAGAAGAUGAAGUGUUGAUCAGUAUCCAGCAGCGGCCGAAGCGCUCAACUCGCCGGGAGGGCAAAGGUGAGAAUCUGGCCAUCGGCUUCGACAUCUAUAAGGUGGAAGAGAACCGCCAGUACCGUAUGCACAGCCUACAGCACAAGGCUGCCAGCUCCAUCUACAUCAAUUCGCGCAGCGUUUUCUUGCGGACAGAGCUGCCCGAGGGCCGCUAUGUUAUCAUCCCUACCACCUUCGAGCCAGGUCACACUGGCGAGUUCCUGCUCCGAGUCUUCACAGAUGUCCCCUCCAACUGCCGGGAGCUACGCCUGGAUGAGCCCCCUCGGACCUGUUGGAGCUCCCUCUGUGGCUACCCUCAGCAGGUGGCCCAGGUCCAUGUCCUGGGGGCUGCUGGCCUCAAGGACUCCCCAACAGGAGCAAAUUCAUAUGUGAUCAUCAAGUGUGAGGGCGAAAAGGUUCGUUCAGCUGUGCAGAGAGGGACCUCGACACCAGAGUACAACGUGAAAGGCAUCUUCUAUCGCAAGAAACUGGCUCAGCCUAUCACCGUGCAGGUUUGGAAUCACCGAGUCCUGAAGGAUGAAUUCCUGGGCCAGGUGCACCUGAAGACUGCCCCGGACGACCUGCAAGACCUCCACACCCUCCAUCUCCAGGACCGCAGUAGCCGGCAGCCCAGCGACCUGCCGGGCAUUGUAGCUGUGCGGGUCCUCUGCAGUGCCUCUCUCACCGCAGUCUGAUGCCAGCCUGCCUGUCCUGCCCCACUAGUCCUCACCACUACUCGCAUGUCCCCACCUCGCCUGGGACCAGCCUGGGACACCGGGGCCCUUUCCUUACUCUUCCACUGACCCACUGUGCAACCUGAAGAGAGCCCUGCCUUCUCUGAGCCUCAGUGUUUGGAGGGCCCCAAAGAAUUCCCGUCUUGUGGGGGAGUUUUCUUGCCUAAGAUUUAAAGCAGUUCUCUCUACCCAGUGGGCGCUGCUGCUAAGGGGCUAUCUGUUGAAACCGUCUCCCCAGGCCCUGCUGUCUGCCAGGAGUGCCAAGAUGUCACUUGUUUACACACAAACUGCCAUGUCCCAAGCCCCUUCCCUCUCCUUGUUUGCUAUGGGGGAGAUUGCUUCCCUCCCCAGAUCUUUGCUUUGUAGCUUAGAGUGACCUUAAACUCAUGAUCCCCCUGCCUCCACCUCCUCAGUGCCAUACCACUACACCAAUUUGAGUGGUGCUGGGUAUGGAACCCAGGGCUUUGUGCAUGCUAGGCGAGCACUUACCAACUGAGCUACACCCCCAAUCCCACCACAGCCCAUUUUAAAAACAUCUUGAAAGAACCCUUAGUGGACAUAUUCAGGAGACAUCUGCUCAUUGUCUAAUGCCCGACCCCCAUUCAUUUAGUUAUUCAAUAUAGACUUGUUCGAUUAACCCAAUAUGCCUCCCUAGGCUUCCCAAUUCUCAGGUCUUCUCGGAGGCAGAUACCUUCCUGAGCUCCAGGCUCUGACAUCACCCUCUGAAGAGCUAUGGUCAUGCUGGUGAGAAGGUGUGAUUUCCCAACCUCUGCUUGUGGUGUUGGAAGGAGUGGCCUGGUCAGGCAGGUUGAUGUAAGGCUAUGGGAGAUCCAAGGGGGACAUAUGCUGCCUCUGCUGAGAGACCCUGGAGUUUUCUUGGAAGAAAGGACUCUAGGGUGGAUGGUAUCAGGCCUUCAGGGUUAGAUCAUCUGUCGGGUGUCACAGAUGGGGACUUCUCAUGACCAGAGGGCUCUGCACCAGCAUCCCCAAAGAGCCAAGGAGGCCGCCAUGCUUUUACUGUCCAGACCAAAAUGUUGCUCUCAAUCCUCAACAUUUGAUAGUCUUAGCAUUUAAAAUAUCUCCGUGUAAGGGAGGUCAGGCCCCACAUUUGUUCUCUGCAAACUCACUUUGUUGAUCGUCUGCUUUUAUCUUGUCAUUGAGCACGAGAGGGCACAGGCACAGUGGGACCUUCUUGGAGGAAUCUCAGAGAGGAACAGAGAUGAGAUGUUCAUUCCUGGCUGCCAUCUGCAUUCCUGAGGAACUCUUGUUUACUGGUGCUGUGGCUCACAGGUCCCCCUCUGUGCCCUCCUUCAGCUUCCAGACUAGACUUAGUAGAUUAAAAAAAAAAAAAAAAAUAUAUAUAUAUAUAUAUAUAUAUAUACAAUUAAGUUAUCAGCCACGAUUCCUUUUGGGACUGUUACAUUCUGCCUCUGGUCCCUCCGACGUGGUCUUCUUCCUGGCUGGAGGUGCUGGAUUCUGACUGCCAUCUUGCUCCAUGGUGGCUCUUCUGGCCUGGGACCUGGUCCACAGGAAGGGCUGGGAGCUGAAUUAAAGACAAGAGCAUUCCUCCUGCACACUCGGGGCUUCCACCAGGAGCAAAUCACUUCAACCUCCCGUGCCUCAAUUCCUCCCGCUGUAGCAUGGGGCUCGAGACUCCUAUUUAUGAGGACUCUUAGAAGGAUAAGAGCAAGGUCACACCACUUCCGCCGUGUGUCAAUCUGUCAUACACUCUGCACGGUCACAUGAUCACUCCACUUCUCAAUGGCCAUUGCAGACGAAGACUGCAGUCAGGAAGGGAGGAGAAUGAGCUCCUGCCUCACAAUCUUGGGUCUCAGGGCCUGACAUGGGGGUCUUAGCUCAGCCAUAUCCUCUGAGGCACAGGGCGAGCAGGGACCAAGUAGCAGACGUGUCGAUGCUUCACCUGGCAUUUAGCCACUGCCCCCCACUUCUAGCAGAACUGGGCCAGCAGCCCUGUUCUUGCUUCCUCUCUCAUAAGCUAGGCCAGGCUGGCUCCUGGCUGUGAAGGAACUUCUGGUCCCCAAGAAGCCUUGAAGACUGGGCCAGUGAGGACAGGGUGGGGCAGGGAUAGCCGUGGCUUUAUUUAUUGUUUGCACCCAGGAGGCCUUGUAGUGUUCUAGUUGCAGGUGAUCAGCCCUACAGUGUAUUAUUCUACAUGGACCAACAGGGCCUGGCCGUCACUCCUCCAGGCCACAAUGCCCUGGGGUCAAGGGAAAGGAACUCUGUUAUCUUCUCAGAAUAAAUAUUACUGCCACUCUAGAG